This is a messenger RNA of Lactuca sativa (garden lettuce), 775 nucleotides long. RefSeq names its product nuclear transcription factor Y subunit B-5. The record is from RefSeq and is a predicted model, not a curated record. Gene Ontology annotation, cellular component: CCAAT-binding factor complex; nucleus. Gene Ontology annotation, biological process: regulation of transcription by RNA polymerase II. NCBI's taxonomy places the organism in Eukaryota, Viridiplantae, Streptophyta, Magnoliopsida, Asterales, Asteraceae. Gene Ontology annotation, molecular function: DNA-binding transcription activator activity, RNA polymerase II-specific; RNA polymerase II cis-regulatory region sequence-specific DNA binding; protein heterodimerization activity.
AAACAAAACAACAUGUGAUCAUUUUUGCAAUCUUUGAGAGAGGGAAAUGGAAGAUGGAAGGCAGGGAAAAGUAAAACUAGAAAACCCGUGUUCAAAGAACAACGAAAUUAAUAGUAGCAGUAAUAAUAACAACAAAGAACAAGACAGGUUCUUGCCGAUAGCAAAUGUUGGCCGCAUCAUGAAAAAAGUGAUCCCGGCAAACGGGAAAAUCUCAAAAGACGCAAAAGAAACCGUCCAAGAAUGCGUCUCAGAAUUCAUCAGCUUCAUCACGGGGGAAGCCUCAGAUAAAUGCCAACAAGAGAAGCGGAAGACGAUCAAUGGUGAUGACAUUAUAUGGGCAAUCACGACAUUAGGGUUUGAGGAAUACGUGGAUCCACUCCAAAAAUAUCUUCUCAAGUAUCGAGAUUUGGAAGGAGAUAAGGGUAACAAUAACGGACCUAAACAACAUCAUCAACAGCAACAGCAACAACAACAACAUAAUACAACAAACAGUUUGCCAUAUGAAAGCGUCUAUUCUUCUUCUGCGGCAAGCAUCAUUUCUCAAUCAUAUGGUUUGCCGUUUUCUCCAAGUUCAAUUCAGACACAAAUACAUCCACAAGAAAGCAUUGAUUCUGUUGGACAUUGGUAAAUGAAUGUUCUUAUGAUUCAUAAAUACAAUUUGUAACUAUGGAUUUAAUUUUCUUAGAGUGCUUAAUUACACUUUGGAAUAGAUGGUUUUGUUUGAACCUAAAUCCCGAAGGCGUAAUCUCGUGUUAAAAUGAAAGGUCAAUACGGA